Molecule: messenger RNA, 1773 nt
Organism: Heterostelium album PN500
Lineage: Eukaryota; Evosea; Eumycetozoa; Acytosteliales; Acytosteliaceae
Exons: 1
Coding region: 1-1773 (590 amino acids)
Molecular function (GO): protein binding
Source: RefSeq, a predicted model, not a curated record
AUGCAAAAAGAACUAUAUUCUGCAAUAUUUAAUCAAAAACCACUUAGAAUAAAAGUAUUUGAAGAUGUUUUGGCUAUUGGUAAACAAAUCGAUCCAAAGGGAAAGAAAUACACUUAUGAAGCACUUUGGGAGUCUCCAGCAGCCAUGGCUGGUAAUGGUUAUAAGACAGAGUUGGAGAAAUACUUCACCGACAACCCAUUGGUGUUGAAAGAUUUCAACAAGAAGGAUAUAUAUGACAUCUUUAGAUCUACGGUGAAAGCUGGCAAUUUAGAGGUUCUCAAGUAUCUGGUGGGCGCGAUCGAUAGGGAGCGUAAAUUACUGGGUAAUUCAACGAUUAUGAUAGAGUCACGUGAUUGGGAAAUCAUCCAUUACAUCGAGAGUCUCGAGAGUGUCCAGGUGAACUAUGAAAGUGCAAUGUCUGAAGCUCCAUUGAGUGGAGAUAUCGAGCGUCUCAAGUAUUUUGCUGGAAAGUGUAGAGUAUCAAAUGAAUCGAUAGCGAUAGCAUUUAACAAUGCUGCAAGAGUCGGUCGUAUCGAUAUGAUAGAGUGGUUGGCUGCGAAUCACUCCAAGUACAGAGCCGGAAAUUCUAUGACCAUUGAAGCUGUUCGUGGAGGUCAUCUUCACGUUCUUGAAUAUCUAAAGAAAGAAGCCAAAGAUAGAUUUACUUUUGAGGACGACGACGAACUUUCAUUUUUAACUCUUAUCGAUGUUUCUGCAGAGUUUGGCCACCUUGAUAUUUUGAAAUGGUUACACUACAAUCGAAUUGGUUCCGCUACUUCUAGAGCUGCUUACUUGGCAGCUAUGAAAGGACAUUUGGAGUUGCUCAAGUAUCUGUUGAAUCAUGUUAAUGCCGACCUUUCAUCAGAUGCUAUCGAUUAUGCGAGCUCGAAACACCUAGAUAUUGUAAAAUGGUUACACGAGAAUCAAAGUGCAAGAGCAACUACUUGGGCCAUGGAUAACGCAGCUAUGAACGGUCGAUUUGAAAUUGUAAAGUGGUUAAAUGAGAAUAGAAGUGAAGGAUGUACCCAUCAAGCUAUGGACCAUGCGGCAGGUGGCGGAUUCCUGGAAAUCGUAGUGUGGCUCCACGAAAAUAGAAGUGAAGGUUGUAGUACUGACGCAAUGAAUACCGCUGCUCAAAAUGGCCACCUCCAUGUUGUUAAAUGGUUGCACGAGAAUAGAAGUGAAGGUUGUACAAAAAAUGCAAUGGACAAUGCUUGCUUCUAUAAAAAUUACGAAGUUGUAAAAUGGUUACAUGAAAAUAGAAGUGAAGGUUGUACAAAAAAUGCAAUGGAAAACGCCGCUUAUUUUGGUGACCUAAGAAUGGUGAAGUGGUUGCAUGAGAACAGAAGUGAAGGAUGUUCAAAAAAAGCUAUGGACAAUGCGGCAAGUAGCGGUUCCUUGGAAACUCUUAUUUGGCUCCAUGAGAAUAGAAGUGAAGGUUGUUCGGUUAGAGCAAUGGAUUUGGCUGCAUCAAAUGGACAUCUUUCAGUUUUAGAGUGGUUACAUGAAAAUAGAAGUGAAGGUUGUUCAACCCGUGCUAUGGACGAUGCUAUUAUUUCCCAUCAUAUGCACAUAUUAAAAUGGCUUCAUGAAAAUCGUACAGAAGGCUGCACAGACGAAGGAAUCGAUUAUGCUCAUGAAAAUGAUUAUAGAGAAGUGAUAAGAUGGCUAUCUAUCAACAAACCAAAGCAGCAUGAUACACCCACUGAAAUACAUGUCGAAGAAGAAGAAGAAGAAGUAGAUAGUGAUGAUGAGGGUCCGCUCUAUUUGUAG